Bathycoccus prasinos is the source of this 2592-nucleotide messenger RNA. RefSeq lists its product with no specific name. The transcript has a single exon. The record is from RefSeq and is a predicted model, not a curated record. Gene Ontology annotation, biological process: protein K11-linked ubiquitination; anaphase-promoting complex-dependent catabolic process; positive regulation of mitotic metaphase/anaphase transition. Gene Ontology annotation, molecular function: protein binding. Bases 1 to 2592 code for a protein of 863 amino acids. Gene Ontology annotation, cellular component: anaphase-promoting complex; nuclear periphery. Lineage: Eukaryota; Viridiplantae; Chlorophyta; Mamiellophyceae; Mamiellales; Bathycoccaceae.
AUGCCGAAGAGUGGAAGCAACAACGGCCGCGCCUUCACCGUCCUCCGCGACGUCUCCCUCCACUCCUCAAUCCUCUCCAUAAAAAUCAACCCCAAAAUCGACGUCAUCGCCGUCGCCACCAAAGACGGCGCCUUGUCCUUACAUCGCAUCGACUGGCAACGCUUGUGGCGAACGGUCUCCCCGGGGAACGAGUGCACGUGCUUGACGUGGAGAGAAGACGGGAAGAUUUUAGCGGUGGGACGAAGAAACGGAGACGUGGAGUUGUUUCACGUGGAGAAUGGGAACAACCACGCGGGUGGGGAAGGCGCGGUGUAUCCGAGCUGGACCGUGGAACGGAUGACGGAGAGAUUUUGCGACGGAUUAGGAGAGGAAGAAGACGGGAAGAGGAAAAUAUCCGCGUUGUGUUGGAUGGGCGUCGUUGGGAGCAUAGCUGAGGACAAAGAAACAGACACGCAGUUGACGAAAGAGUUCGAAGCGUUGGCGAGGAGUGGAAGCCACGCGACGUCGUCGUCCGGGAGUAACAACACCGCCGCGCUGCUUUUCAACGACGACUCGUCGGCGAGCAAAUUUCACGCUCGGCCAAAGCUGAGCGUAUCGAACGCCGCGUUGGCGAUGAUGCGAGGCGGGAAGAGCAGCGGUCAAAGUGGGAAGAGUUUUGGGUUUGUGCGACGAAAUAAAGGGGUGGACGUGGAGGAGACGAUAGAGGACGACGUUUUGCUCGAGGAGGACGAGGACGAAGAGGACGAGGACGAGGAGCGUUGGGAAAUCGACGAAGACCAACAGGCUUGGAACAGAGACCAGAUUUUAGAUCACAAGGCACCGCCGAGCCAGAUGAACGUUUUAGUGGCUGGAGAUGUGAGCGGGAACGUGGCGUGUUUUGGUUUUGGCGCGUUUCCGUUGUUUUGGCAAAAAGUACCGACGAACAACGAAGACGAAGAGAAAUCCGCGGUGGAAGCGGUGUCGGUAUCGAAAGAGAAAAACGCCAUUUGCGCUCGCGUAAAUGGCAACGCGUACGCGAUGUUGUCAUUUGAUUUGCUCUCACAACAUCGCGUGAAAGCGACGUACGAUUUCGCGUUACACGCCGCGCACACCAGUCAGCUUUUGAGCGCGUGUUUGAGCUCGGUCGCGAUGCUUUCGAAACGAUGGAAAGCGGCGCUAAAGACGGCGUUUUACCACACGGUGGUUGAUUUUGCCAUCUCGUCGAUUGACCCAGAUUUUCAAAGAUUUAUAGUUACGGAGAAACCGAAGAGAGUGGGUAAACUAAGCGCCGGGGCGUCGUAUUUGCGAGGUGACGACGACGACGACGAGAACGAGAAGAAAACAUCCAUGAGUGAAAUCAUCGCGGACGAGAAGUUCCGCGCGCAGUUUUGCGAUAUUUUUUGUAAAGACGCACUUUCGUUGUACGAAACAGGCAUCAUAGAUCGCGGUUUAGAAGAUUUUUUCGGUGUGAGGUGUAAAUCGGGCGAGUUAAAGAAACGCGCGAGGCGCUUAGACCACGAGACGAACGUCGCGCACGACGUUUUGGUGAAGAAAGUCGCUCCGGCGUUGUCGGUGGCGUUUAGUCGCUUGCGAGAAUUAAGAGGGUUGUCCAGGUGGAAAAAACACGCGAAACCGCUCGGUUUGAGAGAAGAAACGUUGGAUAAGUUGUGCGAAGAAGUCGAGCUGGCGUGUAUGGCGUGCCACGACGCGACGACGGCGUGUACGAUGGUUGGUAGUAGGAAUCGCGCGAUAUUCGCGUUUCUAAUGCGCGCGCAGAAACGCAUGGAAACAGGCGUUCCAUUAGCAGCGGUACCGAACUUACCGGAAGCGAAUGUAGAAAAUGUAAUGGACGCGCUGGGACGAAGCUCAGAGUUAUCAACGGAUCGGUUGGAAAUGCAGUUGUCGAGACAUGGCGACGACGACGGUAUUCGCUACGGCGGCUUGCGAGACUGCUUAGAAACGCUCCUGAAAACAUGGGACGAAGACUUUCUUCGCGAAACGAGCGGUACGAUUGAAGGAAACGUUGUUGCAACCCCCGCAACGCCUGGUAGCAAUUCAUCGAUUGAUGGCGACGUCGACGACCAAACGAAGAAGUGCGACACGUUGAGCGCCAACGCCACGUUUAUAAGUUCCGGAUCUCUCGCCGUUCAAGAAAGCUUUCGAGACGCCGUUCGAAACGGAUGCCAGUUCGGUAAAGAUGUCGUUGCUUCUAAUUUUGGUAUGAGUAGCGACGAUAUGGGUACCGAUACCAACGAGCUUUACUACGAAACCGUCGAACCUCUCGAUGCUUUAGAAUACACGAACGGUCGUGCGCUCACUUUAUUAGUUCCCAAAGAAGAAGACGAAGCAGAAGAAGACAUGGCGGAGGGCGAAAAUCCUAACCGUCACAAAGCCGCCGUUCUCGUUCUCGCCGACGGUGUGGCUACAUUCGACGAUGACGGAGAGGACGACGACGAGCGCAAGUGUCGCCGCCUUCCUCCGAACGCCGUAGGUCCAAUCGAAUGUUCGACCUCUCGAGGUUUAGCCGCCGUGCGCAUCGGCGCGAACCGAUUCAUCGUUUUAGAUUUAGAAGAAGACGAAGAAGACGACGAUGAGAACGACGACGACGAGUAA